AAGUACCUCGCAGUUGUCACAAGCUCGCUAGAGAGCGAAGAUGGCGGUUGGCCCCGUUCCGCUGGACGAACUCUUUCUGCAGGCAGGGGUGAAUAAAGCGCUGGUUUGCGAUCCUGCUCGGUCUGUAGAGUCACAGCUGUCAUUCUUGUGUCACAACAACCAUUCGCGUAGGCACGAGCCCGCCGGUAACUACAUAUCUAUAGUGGGUAGCUGGAGCUAGUGUCCAGCAGGGACUUGGUGGAGACGCUGGCUGGAGCAGGUAUGCGGUAACUACUAAUGUUCUUGUCUUUAUCUCUGCGAGGACACACGGAAGAGCUAGUGCCGGAGCUGGCAGGACAGAAAGACAAGUGUGUGGUCCACAGCCUUGCCCCCGAUCACACACACAGAGCUGGCGUGUACUUGUUUGACAAGUUGCAGCGCGGGGUUCCGGGGUCCCAGGUGUUCUGCCGAGUCUUGCUACCCGUCGAGAAAUGUUACUUUGUGCUUCUGCGCACGCGCAAUAGUCGAUUCACAAAAGUUUGAUUCAUUUCUUGCGCGAUGUAAAAUUGAUAAUAUGGGAUGUUGAGUAUUUGAUCCUUCAAAAUACACUACCCAUGACAUGAAUUGCAUUACACUUUGUGAACAUUAUACGAUAUAGAGGGGGAAAAAAACAAUUCUAUCGCUUUAUUUGAUAUUCAUUCAGUCAUUCGCCUUUAUUUAACCAGACAGGUCAUUAAUAACACAUUCUUAUUUACAAUGACGGCCUGGCAAGAGACAAGGACCACUUGGGGGGAAAGGAAGUGGGCUAGGGAGUAAAAUAGUAAAAUUGUAGCUCUACAAAGGUAGAAAACAAUUUGGUAGCAUUUUUUUUGAUAGGGUAGCAAAAGUCGUCAUAACACCGGGGUCCCCCAUGCUCGGGUAUGGAGGCAUCCCCGGCCGGCACCGACUCCAGCACGGGCAAAGCGCUCCAUGCCACUGACAGCGGAACUUUCCUCCCUAACAAUCACACGGGAAGAGUGAGCUCACACCCAGCACAGACUUUGAAUGGCAGCCCGACUAUGAACUGUUCAGGAAGCGCCGGCUCCGCGGACGGCUCGGCUGUAACAGGUGUCUCCGGCGGCGGCGGCAGCAGCGCGGCGGUGUCCCCGGGGCUGGCCAAGGCGCUGCCCGCUCCCACGGUCAUCCAGAGCCCGGAGAGCGCUGCAGCGGUGCCCCCGCCGCAGAGCCAGCCCACGGUGGCUCUGACCAGGCCGCCGGCCGGCUCUGGGGCGACUCUGAACGGGAGCACCACAGCCAGUCCGCCCGGGCAGACGGGCGCAUGCGCACCAGCGCGGCUGGUGAACCACGGGCAGACGCGUCCACACAUCAUCAAGGCAGAGCCUCCCGCGACGAUCCUUCCCCCCAGGGCCCCCCCCAGUGGCCCCCCCGGGGCCCCCCAGCCCCCAGCCAUGCCGGCUGCAGGUGCCGGCGGGGUCCGAGCCCUCACAUCCCAGAUCCUGGCUCCCAGACUCCCCCACACCCCCCCAGGACAGCCCAGUGUGCACAACAUCCAGCUGCCCCCAGGGAUGGUGCUGGUGCGCAGCGAGAACGGCCAGCUGCUGAUGAUUCCCCAGCAGGCUCUGGCCCAGAUGCAGGUCCAGGCCCAGGGAGGCCUGGCAGCGCGGGCGUCCACGCCCACUAACCUGCCCCCAGGACAGGCUCCAGGAAACACAAUCAUCGGUAGACAGGCGUCUCCUGGCGCGAUGAUCCGGCCCGGCUGUCCGGCCCCGGGACCCCUGGCUGCAGCCCCGGCCCUGCACAGACCUCCGGUCCUGCAGAGCUCCGUUGGGGCCAUGGUGCCGGGAGUGACCCCCAGGACCCUCAGCCAGACGGCCGGGACCACCAUUACCUCAGUAACCGUGAGCAAAGAGACGAUGGAGAAUGUGAAGAAAUGUAAGAACUUCCUGUCUACGCUGAUCAAGCUGGCCUCCAGCGGGAAGCAGUCGUCGGAGACGGCAGCCGUCGUGAGGGAGCUGGUCAAAGACCUGCUGGAGGGAAAGCUGGAAGCUGAAGAAUUCACCAGCAGGUUGUACAAAGAGCUCAGCUCCUCGCCCCAACCGUACCUUGUGCCUUUCCUCAAGAGAAGCCUCCCAGCCUUACGACAGCUCACCCCAGACUCAGCAGCUUUCAUCCAGCAGAGCCAGCUUCCAGCGGCCGCCCCCGGCCCCGUGUCCUCCCCCGUCUCCUCCCCGUCUCCCACCCCCACCACCGUGGUUCUGAGCAGCCCGGCUCGGCUCAGCGCUGCCGUCAGCAGGCCCGGGCUCCAGCCUCAGCCCCAGCUCCAGCCCGCCGGGAACAAGCCGGCCCAGACAACUCCCAUGGUUCUCCAGGCUCAGCAGCAGCAGCGGGCGAUGUUGAGACCUCAGGUAACCUCAGCUCCCAUGAUGGCCCUGCGGCCUCAGGCCCCGGGUCCGGGCCCGGGUCGCAUCGUGCUGGGACCGCAGCAGCUCCUGCAGCCAGCUGUGCUUUAUGUUUCUGUGCUAGUUCCCUCGAGGCCACAGGGCUCUGCGUUUGCUGCCUUGACCCCGGCUCAAAGGAUCAAGCUCAAAGAGGCCGGAGGAACUUUCAAAGACGACGACGACAUCAACGACGUGGCGUCCAUGGCCGGAGUGAACCUGUCGGAGGAAAGCGCCAACAUCCUGGCCACCAACUCGGGACUGGUGGGGGCGGUCACGCAUUCCUGCAAGGACGAGCCGUUCCUGUCCUGCACGAUGCUGCACAGGAGGAUGCUGGAGAUCGGGAGGAGGUACGGCGUGACGGAGCUGGGGGCGGAGGUGGUGAACUACGUCUCUCACGCCACCGAGCAGCGACUGCAGAACCUGCUGGAGAAAGUCUCGCUAGUCUCCCAGCAGAAAAACAUCAAUCCCAAGGAGGACGACGACCACGAGCAGACCAGCGACGUACGCGCUCAGCUCAAGUUCUUUGAGCAGCUGGAAGUGUUGGAGAAACAGCGUAAGGAGGAGCAGGAGAGAGAGAUCCUGCUGAAGGCUGCAAAGUCUCGAGCUCGGCAGGAGGAUCCUGAGCAGCUGCGUCUGAAGCAGAAGGCGAAGGAGAUGCAACAGCAGGAGUUGGCUCUGAUGAGACAGAGGGAGGCCAACCUGACUGCUCUGGCAGCCAUCGGCCCCAGGAAGAAGAGGAAGAAUGUGGAUUCUCCAUCCUCCUCUGCUUCAGCUGAGGGCUCAGGGAGCGGCUCCUCUGUGGCCGGUGGGUCGGGUUCCUCCGGCUCCAGAACGGCCCGGCAGCGCAUCACACGCGUCAACCUCAGGGACCUGCUCUUCUGUCUGGAGGACGAGAGAUUCACCAGCCGCUCACACUUCCUGUACAAGGGCUUUCUGAAAUAGGCCUAACGUCAGAGGGGAGGGGGACGGGGGGACAGAACUACUGCUCCAUCACUAAACACACUCUGACAAGUGGAGAGAACAAGGACAAGGAGAAGUAGUUUUUUCUCAGAAGCACCUGAUAACCUCAGUUCUAACUGUAGCCACACUGGAAGACCCCCCCCCCCCUCGUCUCCACACACCCUCCUUAAAUAACGCCUGUUUCCUUCAGAAUGUGUGUGUGUGCGAGUGUGUGUUAACAAAAGAUUUAUUCUACAACUGUGUACUGUAAUAUGAUAGUUUUAUUUUCUGAACAUGUGUAUGCACAAUAGUACGGAAGAGUGUUAGGGCCAGGCAGGAGAAAAAUAUAAAUAUUUUAGAGGAGAAAGAUUUUUUUUUUUCAUUAUGCACUUCGAGAAAAAAGUCAAAAUGU
Cololabis saira (Pacific saury) is the source of this 3768-nucleotide messenger RNA. RefSeq names its product transcription initiation factor TFIID subunit 4-like. Lineage: Eukaryota; Metazoa; Chordata; Actinopteri; Beloniformes; Belonidae. Bases 900 to 3359 code for a protein of 819 amino acids. The transcript is spliced from 15 exons. Gene Ontology annotation, cellular component: transcription factor TFIID complex. Gene Ontology annotation, biological process: DNA-templated transcription; transcription initiation at RNA polymerase II promoter. Gene Ontology annotation, molecular function: RNA polymerase II general transcription initiation factor activity; protein heterodimerization activity; DNA binding. The record is from RefSeq and is a predicted model, not a curated record.